Molecule: messenger RNA, 1131 nt
Organism: Pelobates cultripes (western spadefoot toad)
Lineage: Eukaryota; Metazoa; Chordata; Amphibia; Anura; Pelobatidae
Source: the annotation of a GenBank genome assembly
AUGGACAGACAUUCCGGGCCUUUACGCUUUUCCCACUCCAUCUAUUCUGAUGAAGAUGUUAGAGAAACUUCACAGAGAAAGGGUGCCCAAUCUAGUUUAAGUGUACCCCAGUUGGACCUCCAGACCAUGGUACCCUCUGAUCCAACCUCUAUUCAGGAGACCAAAGGUUCCAUUAGGCUGGACAACAGAUUGCUUCGUAGGGACCAGGUAUCUCUUAACCAAGCUCCCCCAACUUAUGUAGAUGGCAGCCCUGGUAGGCUUUUAACGUAUCCUCUUCUGUCUGACCGGGUUUUAGGCAUAGUUAAUUCUUCAUUACGGCGCAGGACCAGGUAAGAUACAAACAGAUGAUCAAGGAAUUUAAAGCACAGGAAGUUUCCUUUAAUUCCCUUUCCCAUGAAUCUGACACAAUUCCCUUAGCUUUGGAAUUCCUCACGCUCAAAUAUCAUUCAGAGUUAGCCGUAUGGUUCUGCAUUAAAUUUUCUAAUCCCUAAUCUGAUCCAAGACACCCUUUACCUCAGGCUACUCAAAGGGAUAUCAGUCUGCCGGCCUUUUACUCCGAGAUAUAUUUCCACUUGGGAUGUGGACCUUUUAUUAAACUACCUUAAUUCUUUGGACAAUGACCAGGUUGACCUAAGAUGGAUGGCGAUUAAAUUGGCAUCCCUUCUAGUUUUAGCUCUGGCAGCUAGAGGCUCAGAUUUAACCCAGCUAAAUAUUGUCGAACCAUGGUUGUCUCGAACUCCAGGGGGAUUUCAUGUCAUCCUUAAAGGGAGACAGAAGACUUCUCAUAUUUUCCCGGGUCCUGUAGAACUAGAUUUGGUGCAGGGUUCUGCUGAGCCGAGUUUAUGCUUAGUUAAUUUGUUAAAUUCAUACUUGAAUCUUUCUGCCCCAGUCAGACAAGACUUUACGCAAUUACUUAUCACCUCCAGAAAACCUUUUCGGCCAGCUAAGGUUAACACAAUCAGGGGUUGUAUACUGUCCGCUAUGUCUGCAGCGGGUAUUGAUGUCACAGUUUUUAAGGGUCAUUCUAUCAAAGGGGCUUCAGCUUCAAAAGCAGCAGCGAGAGGCCUUCCUCUUCCUAUUAUCCUUGAAGCUGCAAGAUGGUCUUCCAGUAAGACGUUCGUUAACGUCUGA